UGCAUAUUAGCCCUCAUCUGGUUUGCCAUUUGUUGCUUAGUCAUUGGAUUUUCAUUUAUUUUAUUGUUUUCUAAAAAGAUUUGGAAAGAGUAUACUAUAAAAGGAAAGGUGGGAGGGAGUUCAAUUUUAAAAGCAUCAUCACAUCAACCAAGAAAGCUUUCUUAAAUUAAACAUUGUACAAAAAUAAGGAACAAGUUGGUAGUAACUCAUAAUGGAGAUGGAAUGGUCAUCUCAAGAUGCAAUGAAAGCUUUCUUGCAAACUCUUCAUUUGUGCAAAGUCAACAACAUGCAUGAUGAAGAACAAAAAUAUGGAAUAAAUGGAAGCAAAGUUAUUGAACCUCAAGGAACUGAGUUACUAUCAGCUUUAGCAGCAGGAAACAAAGCAAAAACAAUAAUAGACAUCACAACUUCUAAAAAACAAGGCAUUACACCUUUAACACUAGCCCUAUCUGUUGCUGCUAAACAAACCGGUGGCAAACUCAUCUGCAUUCGACCAUCUCUUAACGGCGUUAUCAAUAACGGCGUUAACUAUGAGGUAGCGAAUGAUGUAACGGAGUUACGGGUAGGUGAUCCGUGUGAGCAGUUGAUGAACGAUAUUCGAAACGUCGAUUUUGCUGUCAUUGAUUGCAGAGAUUUCGACACGUGUCGUCUGAGAGUAUUGUCAGAGAAGCUUCAUCUGAAUCCAAAAGGAGCUAUAAUUGUUGCUAAUAAUGUGUUACAUAGAGAACAAGGUGUUGCUCUUGUUGAUCAGAUUUUGAAGGGUAAAAAAGGAGGGAUUGAAUCUUCUGUUAGAACUUUGCCUUUAGGUGGUUCUUCAGCUGGGUUUCAACUGAUUAUUAAGAUUAAAUCCAAGUGUCAGAAGAUUAAGAGGAAGCAUAGGAGAUUCUUUGUUACUUUUGAUGACUGAUGAUCGACUUUAACGAACUAAGUUAGUUUUUGGGAUCCGUGUGUUCUUUUGGGUACAGAUCGAGUGGAUGAUGAUCCCAGGUCUCAGGCACUACCAUACUACCAGGAUCGAUUUUAACGAACUAAGCUAGUUUUGGGAUUUGUAUGUUAUUUUCCGUGGGUUAAGAUCUGGUGGAAGAUGGUCCAGGUCUUAGGUCCCGCCACCAGGAUCAACUUUAACAAAUUAAGCUAGUUUUGGAAUCUAUGUAUUAAUAGAGAUCGAGUGGAGAAUGAUCUCAGAUUGCGAAUACCACAUUGACUUUAAUGAGCCAAGCUAGUUGGAAUCUGUAUGUUUUUCUUUUAUUUAUGUUUCUUUAAAGUAAAGUUAGGUACAUAAUAUUUGUAAUAUUGUACAUUAGAUUAGGAAAAUACAACUAACUGUGCUCCUUUUUAAUUAGUACAGUUAAUAAUUAAGCAACUUUGUUUAGAAAUUAUGAAAUUUCCAUGAUGUUUACAUAUUAUAUGAGAAAAUAG
Molecule: messenger RNA, 1419 nt
Organism: Spinacia oleracea (spinach)
Lineage: Eukaryota; Viridiplantae; Streptophyta; Magnoliopsida; Caryophyllales; Amaranthaceae
Exons: 2
Coding region: 212-907 (231 amino acids)
Source: RefSeq, a predicted model, not a curated record